CGUUGGGACAUGGCAGGUGCCACUUCCAAUUGCAAAGCUUCAAACUUGAAAUCAAAUUUCCGAACUUUCUAACACUCUCUGUAUGAAAUGUGCUUCCUUUUUUUGAAGCAUCUCAAAACACACAAACUUUACGGAAAAGGCCACACGUCUUCAUCAUUUCAUCGUCUUUUUUCGUUUCAAAACAACCUUAGACUUGGUCCCUCCCUAUAAUAAUAGUAUCACAUUUCUCCUCUUCCUUUGUUCCUUCCAUGUCCAAACCUAUGUUUAUGGGACCUGGUGAAGUGAGUGGUGACUACCCCUUUUGCCUUUUCAUAUAUAUAAGCUUGUGUUGUGUGUGGGAAGUGAAAGAGAAUUUGUAAUUAGCUGUUAAAGAUGAGUGCUUUAUCUAAGAAGAGUGAAGAAUUUCGGAAGAAGAGAGAUGGGUUGGUUAAGAAAGAGUCGUUAACUGAUUCCACUGCUGAGUCAAGAGAAAGCAGUUUCAGUGGAUCAAAUUCAAGUUCCUCAUGUUCAUCAAAUGAAGAAGCAAAAGCAGCAAAAGGGUCUUCUUCUCCAUCUCCACCUGCUACUCCUCUUGGAUGGCCUAUUCUGAAAGCUGCAGUUUCCAUCAAGAACAUCAUUUGGAUGACACAAAAUUUAGUAGUAUUGGUUCAAAAGUGUCAGAUGCUGAAAUGAUGAAGGAAAAAGGUUUGCAAAAUUGUUGCUUGGUUCACAUGUCAGGUUCUGGGAGAGGGAAUGUACUGCUUUGGCCAUCUCAAAUGCUAUCACUAAUCUGUGCGAAAAGGAAUCGAAGCAAGAAGCUAACUAAGAAGGCGACUACUUAAAAGCAAGAAUGAGUCAAGAGAAUUCAGAUGUGUUGAGGAUGAUAGAGGCAGAGCUUUUUGUCGACGACGACAAUGUGGGUGGUAAUCCGCCGCCUCAGCCCCAGCCUGAUUGGGAUAUGGAGAAGAUGUUAGAGCUGAUUGCCGGCGACGUGGGUGGUCAUCAACCACUUCAACCUCAACCUCAGUCCAACCUGCACUCAGAUAAAUGGAAUAUGACAGAGCAGUUGGAUAAUCAACCACCUCGUUCUUGGAACGACAACAAGGAGAACACGAAGAAGAGAAGAAGAAGAAGAAGAAGGAGUGAAGAGCAAUCAGAUUCUGCAAUGAUGAAUCCAUGGGAUAUCAGAGACCCGUACGAUAUGAUAGACUUUGAUGCCGACGAUGAAGCACCGCAGUUUCAGUUUGAGUGUCCGCCUCUGCCUAAGCCCGUCUGGAAUGGGGACGAAAACAAUGUAGGUGAGCCGUGUGCCAUGGACGUGAGUGGUAAUGAACCACCUCAGCCAGUUAUUGAUGAGUGUUUCCCGGAAGUUAUGAAGAGGACAGAGCAGUAUUGGGGAAGCCCAUUAUCUGGUUCUCAACCACUUCAGUCUCAGUCUCAGUCACGUGCCAUUGACGUGUGUAGUAAUCAACCACUUCAGUCUCAAUCUCAGACGGAUAUAGUAAGGACGCUGACGGAUGAGUUUUUCGCUGACACCUGUGGUUAUCCACCACCUCAGCCUCAGACUCAGUGGGAUACCAGUAGGAACAUGUUAGAGCUGAUUCCAGAUGUCGGUGGUCAUCAACCACUUCAACCUCAACCUCCGGUCUGGACUUGGGAGGAGAAUAAAGCAUUUGAGUCAAUUAUUACCAGUUGUUUUCAGGAUGAUAUCCAGAACCGCUGGGAGGACGUGGCUGCUCGUCUCCCCGGCAGGACCCCGACACAGCUGCAAGAACGCUUUCAGAAGCUGAUGAACGACAUCAAUACAAUGACCAUCAUGAUGGAACACAACCCUCUCUCCAUCCCUAUCAAUGCAACAACACCACCACCACCAUCACACCCUUAUUCGACUCAUCAUCAUCACAGGGAGGAGCUCGUGCCAGCUGCAGAGGAGGAGGUAGUGCCAACUGAACAAGAGGAGGCAACACCAACAAAGACAGGAUAUCAUUGGACCGAAGAUGAACAUAGAAAUUGUACCUUAUUCGAAGAUUUUUAAUGGAUGGAGGAGGAUUUGCUUAAAGGAGGAAGAAAAUGUAAAUGGUUGCACAUAUCUAAUUGCCCUAUUUAAGUUGCACAUAUUUAGUUCGAG
Molecule: messenger RNA, 2107 nt
Organism: Arachis duranensis
Lineage: Eukaryota; Viridiplantae; Streptophyta; Magnoliopsida; Fabales; Fabaceae
Exons: 5
Coding region: 830-2014 (394 amino acids)
Source: RefSeq, a predicted model, not a curated record